AUGGCAUCUCCACAGAUUCUCCGUACUCCCAUCACCGAUCUUCUCAAGAUCAACCACCCAGUCCUCCUGGCUGGUAUGAACGUGGCCGCGGGACCUAAGCUCGCUGCUGCCGUCACCAAUGCCGGUGGUCUCGGCGUCAUUGGUGGUAUUGGAUACACCCCAGAAAUGCUCCGCGAGCAACUCGAUGAAUUGAAGGGAUACCUCAACGAUAAGAGUGCGCCAUUUGGUGUUGACCUGCUUUUGCCUCAGGUUGGCGGUAAUGCACGAAAGACCAACCAUGACUACACCAAAGGAAAGCUCAACGAGCUUAUUGAUAUCAUCAUUGAGAGCGGAGCCAAGCUCUUCGUCUGUGCUGUUGGUGUCCCACCCAAGCACGUCGUAGAGAAACUCCACAAGGCCGGCAUUCUCUACAUGAACAUGAUCGGACACCCCAAACACGUCAAGAAGUGCCUCGAGCUCGGCGCCGACAUCAUCUGCGCCCAGGGUGGUGAAGGUGGUGGUCACACUGGUGAUGUCCCCACCACCGUGCUCAUCCCAACCGUUGCCAAGCUCGUGCAAGGACACAAGAGUCCCUUGACCGGUGCGCCAGUGCAGGUUAUUGCUGCCGGCGGUUUGUUUAGCGGUCAGUCCGUUGCUGCGGCCUUGAUGCUUGGUGCUUCGGCUGUUUGGAUUGGUACUCGAUUCAUUUUGUCCGAGGAGGCUGGUGCAUCUGAGGCUCACAAGGAGGCUGUUCGCACUGCUGGAUUUGACGACAAUAUCCGAACCAUUAUCUUCACUGGCCGCCCCCUCCGCGUCCGCAACAACGCAUACAUCACCAACUGGGAAGAAAACCGCUCCCAAGAAAUCAAAGACCUCACCUCUAAGGGAAUCAUUCCCGUCGAGCACGACCUUGAGAACUUGCCCGAUGACGUUGAUGACGAGUACUUGGACAAUGCCCAGCCCUUCCUUAUGGGCAAGGUUGCCGCUGUUGUCACGGAGAAGAAGACUGCCAAGGCUAUUGUUGAUGAGCUUGUGACUGAUGCUUCUGCCUGGUUACAAAAGGGCCAGAAGAUGAUUGCUAAGUUGUAA
Talaromyces marneffei is the source of this 1068-nucleotide messenger RNA. RefSeq lists its product as uncharacterized. The transcript has 4 exons. Bases 1 to 1068 code for a protein of 355 amino acids. Gene Ontology annotation, molecular function: nitronate monooxygenase activity. The record is from RefSeq and is a predicted model, not a curated record. Lineage: Eukaryota; Fungi; Ascomycota; Eurotiomycetes; Eurotiales; Trichocomaceae.